Messenger RNA from Drosophila guanche, 576 nucleotides. Its product is annotated as putative 60S ribosomal protein L33. The transcript has 2 exons. The record is from RefSeq and is a predicted model, not a curated record. NCBI's taxonomy places the organism in Eukaryota, Metazoa, Arthropoda, Insecta, Diptera, Drosophilidae. Bases 75 to 266 code for a protein of 63 amino acids.
UCGACAAACAGCAAAAGAAGAGCAAACAAAUAUUAAAUCAACCCGAUUGAGUACACAAACUCAAGUAACUCAAGAUGUCCGAACGGUACAACUUCACGGAUCACUUCAACAGCUACACAAUACGCGGACGUGCUAACGUUGCCAAGGCCACGCUGGCCGCUCUGGGUAUCGCCUAUGUUGCGCUGAAGAUGAAACAGGCUUCGGUGAAGCGUCGCGAAGCUCAGCUCUACUGCAAGGGCUGUCAGAAGGUUCUUCUUCGUAAUUAAAAAGAAGGAGGAGGAGGAGUGGUGGAUCAGGGGGAGCCGUUGGACCGGGAGUCAAUUAUUGUAGGAUAUUUCAGAUCUUAAAAUAACGGAAAUGUUGAAUGUUCUGCAGCAGUGCUGUAUAUCGCCUCUGUAACAUUUUUACACGUAUUUUACCUAACCUCUGCAUACAUUUCUCGAAUGAACUUUACAUGUGCUUUCGCUGAAAGCGCUUUAUGUAUAUCGCGCAGCUUUGGUCAUUUGGUUUUCAGUACAGACAAACGCUGACUGCCAUGAAACAACACAAAUAAACAGCUGUGCGCCGUAAAAUUAA